Messenger RNA from Fusarium tjaetaba, 1251 nucleotides. RefSeq names its product alcohol dehydrogenase. The transcript has a single exon. Gene Ontology annotation, molecular function: alcohol dehydrogenase (NAD+) activity; metal ion binding. The coding region runs from base 1 to 1251 and encodes 416 amino acids. The record is from RefSeq and is a predicted model, not a curated record. Gene Ontology annotation, cellular component: mitochondrion. NCBI's taxonomy places the organism in Eukaryota, Fungi, Ascomycota, Sordariomycetes, Hypocreales, Nectriaceae.
AUGACUUUCGCGUUUGGAAAAGAAGUGUGUUAUCCAGCUUACGAAGGCCGAGAAACGCCCAAAGUCUCAUACGGGCUCAAAUUCCAUGAGGCCUGCUUACGUCACUGUCGCGAUACCUUUGCGAGUUCCAGGGUGUAUGUGAUUUGUUCCAAGUCUUUGGCGCAAUCUACAGAUGCGCUUGACAAACUUCGCUCGGCUCUUGAUAGCAGGAUUGUCGGGGUCAGAAUAGGCAUUAAUCCGCAUACUCCAAUUGCACAAGUCCUCGAAGUCGUCAAUGAUGCGUCGAAACUCGACGUCGACUGUCUCGUGACGCUAGGCGCUGGCAGUCUGACAGAUGCUGCCAAGUUGGUCAGGCUCGCCUUGGCUAACUCGGUCACCACUGAAGAGGAGAUGGAUACGUUAUGGGGGACACCGAAAAGCAAUCCUGCACUACGAAGCAACAUAUCCAAACCGACUAUUCCUCUCAUCCACAUCCCGACAUCACUCUCGGGUGGCGAGUUCCAAGCCAUCGCCGGAGGAACGGAGUCCCAAGGGCACGCGAAGAGAACAUUUCACUGCGAAGGUGUCGAUCCAGAGCUCGUCAUCCAAGAUCCAGAACUAUGCCUUACGACCCCAGAGUGGGUUUGGCUCAGUACAGGCAUUCGAGCCGUUGAUCAUUGCGUCGAAACGCUCUGCUCGCUUGUCUCAAACGACAAAGCUGAUGAAUGGUCGAAAAAGGGACUUGUUAAACUUGUCAGUGGUCUGUUGGCAAGCAGGGCAGAUCCAAAGUCUCUACAAGCCCGUCAUCUCUGCCAUCGGGGUGUUGUGUCGUCGAUGUGUGCCGUGUCAAGUGGUGUGCCACUCGGUGCGAGUCAUGCUAUCGGACAUCAACUUGGACCGCUUGGAGUUGGUCACGGCGAAACGAGUUGUAUACUCUUACCUGCCGUGUGCAGAUUCAAUUACAACAAAAAGGCAAAUGUUGAGAGACAGGAAGUUGUGCGGGACUUGUUGUUGGAACAGGAUGAAGUUCGGCAGCUGCUGCAGGCGAAGGGUCCUGAUAAGAGCGCCGUGAGGUUGGCCGAUAUCUUGGACGUAUUUAUUUCUGCCCUUGGUAUGCCUCGUUCACUGGAAGAGGUUGGGAUUGGGGAGGAUAAGCUUGAGGUUCUUGCAAAGAAUAGUCUUGACGACAUCUGGAUUCAGACCAAUGCAUUCCCCAUCACGGAGGCUAGUCAGGUCAUGGAGAUACUCAACAUGUGCGUUAAAAGAUCAUAG